Lachancea nothofagi CBS 11611 is the source of this 927-nucleotide messenger RNA. Lineage: Eukaryota; Fungi; Ascomycota; Saccharomycetes; Saccharomycetales; Saccharomycetaceae. The record is from the annotation of a GenBank genome assembly.
AUGUCUGCUGUGUUAAAGAGAUGUACUGCUACUGCUACGCUCAACACAGGAGCCCGGAUUCCAUUGCUUGGGCUUGGAACGUGGCGCUCGUCCAAGGAUAAUGGCUACAAGGCGGUUCUCAAAGCCAUAGAGGCCGGUUAUCGACACAUUGACUCUGCAGCCGUGUGCAUGAAUGAACAGGUUAUUGGAAGAGCCAUUCGAGAUUCGCAAGUGCCACGCGAGGAGUUGUUCGUGACUACGAAACUUUGGAGCACGCAGCAUCGCAACCCUGCAGGGGCGUUAGAACAAUCCUUGCAAAGGCUAGGACUGGACUACGUUGACUUGUUCAUGAUGCAUUGGCCCCUGGCGUUCAAGACCGAUCGUUUGAAGACCAAGAACGUCAUGAUAAUUCCCAUGGAUGCUGACAAAAAACCGGACGUUGACACCGAGUGGGACCAUGUGAAGACAUGGGAGUUAAUGCAACAACUUCCAGCCAGAGGCACUACUAAAGCCAUAGGGGUCUCCAACUGUUCUAUUGCGCAUUUACAAAAAAUCCUUGACUCCCCAGAAAACAAGAUUGUGCCAGCAACAAACCAGAUUGAGGCUCACCCUUUUCUUCCGCAAGAUGAAAUGCUUAAUUUCUGCAGAGGGAAAGGCAUUUUGAUGGAAGGAUACUCUCCGCUUGGUUCUGAUGGUGCUCCAUUCAUUGACGAACCUGUCAUCCGUGAAAUCGCAAAGCGCUAUCAUGUGGAACCUGCUCAAGUGCUCAUCAAUUGGGGGUUGAAACGGGGCUAUGCUGUUUUGCCCAAAUCCAAGACGCCGGAGAGGAUCGUGUCCAACUUGCAACAAUUUGAGCUAUCAAACGAAGAUUUCAACAGAAUCCACGAACUCGCUCAAGAACGAGGCCCUAAGCGAACUCAUAACCCACCUUGGUUCUCGUUCGAUUAG